Phytophthora infestans T30-4 is the source of this 1080-nucleotide messenger RNA. Its product is annotated as sorbitol dehydrogenase, putative. The record is from RefSeq and is a predicted model, not a curated record. The transcript has a single exon. Lineage: Eukaryota; Oomycota; Peronosporomycetes; Peronosporales; Peronosporaceae. Gene Ontology annotation, biological process: D-sorbitol catabolic process. The coding region runs from base 1 to 1080 and encodes 359 amino acids. Gene Ontology annotation, molecular function: zinc ion binding; L-iditol 2-dehydrogenase (NAD+) activity.
AUGCAGAACUCGUGCGCCCCCAUGCAAAACCUGUCGUUUGUCCUCGAAAAGGGAGGCGCAGUCAAGUUCGAAGACCGUCCGGUGCCUGAGAUCGUGGACCCUCACGACGUGAUCGUGAACGUCCGCUACACUGGAAUUUGUGGCAGUGACGUGCACUACUGCACGCACGGCUGUAUUGGCAAGUACGUGGUGGACAAACCCAUGGUUCUAGGACACGAAUCCGCAGGUGUCGUGCACGCUGUGGGGUCCGCCGUCAAGACUCUCAAAGUAGGCGAUGAAGUGGCCAUGGAACCUGGAGUUCCGUGCCGACGAUGCCAGCGUUGCCGCGAGGGAAACUACAACUUGUGUCCGGACAUGGCAUUCGCGGCUACACCCCCGUACGACGGAACAUUGGCCAAGUUCUACCGCAUCCCCGAGGAUUUCUGCUACAAACUGCCGUCCAACGUCAGUAUGCAGGAAGGAGCGAUGCUUGAACCCACUGCUGUUGCCGUUCACUUCUGCCGUCUAGCUAAAGUGAGUCCUGGCAACAAAGUUGUGGUGUUUGGUGUCGGCCCCGUGGGUCUGUUGACUUGCAAAGUGGCUCGGAACGUGUUUGGGGCUACGACGGUAGUCGCAGUGGACGUCAACGAGAAGCGUCUUGCGGUCGCUAUGGAACACGGUGCGACGCACGUGUUUCAGGGGAAACUGGGUACGACGCCUCAGGAGACGGCCGAGCAAAUUAUUGUAGAGUGUGGACUGGGCGACGGCGCCGACAUCGUGAUCGAUGCCAGUGGUGCUGAGUCUUGCAUCCAGACGGCAAUCUACGUCGCACGCAACGGAGGCACCUUCACACAGGGAGGAAUGGGCAAGACGGACAUUAUGUUCCCAAUUGGCAUCAUGUGUGGCAAGGAGUUACGUGUGACCGGCAGUUUCCGCUACUCAGCAGGCGACUACCAACUAGCGCUCGACAUGGUUGCAAGUGGCAAGCUGGAAGUCAGGAGGCUGAUUUCGAAGACUGUACCGUUCGAAGAAGCGAAGGAGGCUUUCGACAACGUCAAGCGCGGCAACGGCAUCAAGUGGCUCAUUGAAGGACCCAACUGA